GCCGCGCGCUGUAUUUCGUGGUGGUUGAUAUCGACCCGGCAGCGGAGGGUCGUGGCGAGUCGGGGUUCGCAUGGCGCAAGCCUGGACGGGAUCGAGGGCGAGGAGGUGAACGGAGGUGGCGGCCGGAGAGAGAGUGGCUCUCCUCGGAGGAGCGAGGAGAGAGCGCCGGCAGUAGUAACCCGGCCAGUUCCCCGCGCGCGGGUGCAGUCGCAUCCGAAAAGCCGUGUGUGUGAGAGUGCGUGAGAGAGAGUGCUGGGCGUGCGUGUCCUGGUGGUGUUCGUCGACUCUUGGAAACCGCCCUAGCCGGCAGAAGGAGCGCAGCCCAGGCAGGAGAGUCCUGGCAGGGGGAUAGAGGACCGGAGCAGCUGCGGAAGGCUGCUCUUCGGGGCGCACAGGUCGCGGAGAGAGCUCUCACCUGGAGCAGGGUCCUCCGGAUCCUCGGUCUGGCUAGAGACCCGAGGCGAUGUCUCGGAGACAGGCUCGAAGCGACUCGACACGGUUCCGAUGCGCGUAGGCUCGCCGGUGGCGGGGACAUGCGAAGACUGUGAGCGAUACGCUGGCGCCAUGUCACGCAGACUAGAGACCUCGAACGAGGAUUCGUACCUGAGCGCGGGCAGGCCGUCGAACCUCCUGCGGACCAGCUUCAGCAGCGCCAAGCUCGAGUCCCUCUACAGGGCCUCGUCGCUGCAGCAGAGGCGAGGCGGCCUCGAGUGCUUCCUGGUGUCGGCCCUGUUCUACGGGGCGCACACGAUCGCCUCGCCGGGCCAGGAGCUCCUCGCCCGAAGCCUCACCGUCGUUUUCCUCGUGCUGAACCUCGGCCUCCUCGCCUGGGCCAAGCACAACCCUCGCGCCAAGGACGCGCUCUGGUCCGUCGUGCCUCACGUGGCAUGGCAGCUGUCCACCGCUCAGCUACUCGCUCAGCUGUUCCUCAAGUCCGCCGAGGUCACGCCUAGGGACGGCCUAGGCUGGCUGUUGCUCCUGCUCUAUCUGCUGUUCGCCACCCUGCCCCUCAGGCUGUCGCUAUGCGCCCUCCUCGCGUUCAGCACCGCGCUCUCCUACGUCGUCGCCGUCGUCGGGCUGAACAAGGCACCCGCGCAGAUAUCCAUCGAUGUCCUGGUCCUGACGGUGACGUUGUCGCUCGGCGCCAUGUUGCUGGGCGUCUCCAGCUACUCUUUGACGGAGUUCCAGCAACGUCGAGCGUUCCUGGAGACGAGACAGAGCCUGGAGGUGCAGCUGGUGAUCGAAGAGCAAAGCGCCGAGCAGGAAAGGCUCCUCCUGAGCGUCCUUCCCGAGCACGUCGCUGUAAAAAUGCGGCAGGACCUCGGCGCCGCGAUGGACACCCAGUUCAAGAAGAUCUAUAUGUCCAGGCACGAGAACGUGUCGAUCCUCUACGCCGACAUCGUCGGUUUCACGGCGAUCUCGUCGACGUAUAGCGCCAGCGAGCUGGUCAAGAUAUUGAACGAGCUGUUCGCGAGGUUCGAUCAACUCAGCGAAAGAUACGAGCAGCUGCGAAUUAAGAUCCUGGGCGACUGUUACUAUUGUAUAAGUGGAGCGCCGGUUGAGAGGCCCGAUCAUGCUGUACUCUGCGUGUACAUGGGACUUUCUAUGGUUGAUGCCAUCAAGUACGUCCAGCAAACGACGAAAAGCCCCGUGGACAUGAGGGUGGGCAUUCACACCGGCGCAGUGCUGGCUGGUGUUCUUGGUCAGAGACAGUGGCAAUUCGACGUCUACAGCAAGGACGUCGAACUGGCGAACAAAAUGGAGAGCAGUGGAAUGGCGGGGAGAGUGCACAUCUCGAACGCGACGCUCAGCUUCCUGAACGGGGAGUUCGAGGUCGAGCCGGCCCACGGCGAGGACAGGGAGGAGGCGUUGCAGAAAGCGGGCAUCGUCACCUACUUCAUCGUCAGGGCAUUGAAACCGUUCAAACCUGCCGUGACCAAGAGCCUCGCGUCCUUGACGGACGCGGAAGACACUAGGAAAACGAUGGACACCAGGAACAACAAGGAGGACUCCGAGGAGUUCAGGCAGAGGCUGCGCAAGGAGCUCGAUAGCAAAGGAGGCGGAGCAGACCUGAAGGGGCACACUCAUUGGUUGACGCUGAGGUUCAAGGACGAGAAAGUGGAGUACCUAUUCCAUCACGCCGAAGAAGCCUUCUCACCUUUGUCCCUUAUCGGCGGCCCGUUGGCGAUGAUCUGUGCCGCUCCGGUUUGGAGGUUUCAGCCCUGGGGACCGUUCACGUGGGGCGGCUUGGGGGUGGUCGUGCUCUUCGGGGUCGUGUUGGCAGGUGCCACCUGUUUAGGCGGCGCUGUCAAGGCCAUGUGGCUCAGAACCGCCCUGGCUUUGCUGAUGACGUUCUCUCUUGGGGUGUUCUUGCUGCUGGACAUGAGCAACUGUGUGGUGAUCCAGGAGCCAAUCCCCGUUCUGAACGCAUCUGUGACCCCAUCGCCGAGGUGCCCGUACCCAUCCUACUACUCCUACAUCGGCGUUCUCACCCUGGUAGCGAUCUCGAUGCCGACCUACAUCUGCUACCUCGGCAAGGCGACUCUGAUGUAUGGCAUCGCAGGCUUCCAGUGCUUCAUCAACAUCUGGCUACUCGGGCCGCGGUUGGACUGGGAGGAUCAUGCAUCCUCGCCCCUCGACCCCACGACCUACCCCUCGAAAUGUUGCCUCUCGACGACGCUGCUCAUCAUAGCCACUGCUCUGGUCAUCGUGGCGAGAUAUGCGGAGAAGGCACGGAGGAUGCUGUACCUCCGUGGCCGCGAGGUGGUCGAGCAGCGGGAAAGGGUGGCGGACAUGAAGCGUAGAAAUGGCGCCCUGAUAUACAACAUACUUCCGCCCCAUGUGGCCGCCUAUUUCCUCAGCAGGGCGAGACACCACGACGACCUAUACAGCCAGAGCUACUCGGAAGUGGGCGUGCUGUUCGCCAGCAUGCCGAACUUCGCGGACUUCUACAGCGAGGAGAGCAUCAACAACCAGGGCCUCGAGUGCCUCAGGUUCCUCAACGAGGUCAUCUCAGACUUCGACGCGAUUCUCGACCAGAACAAGUUCAAGAGCAUCAUCAAGAUAAAAACGAUCGGCUCGACGUACAUGGCAGCAUCAGGCAUAAUGGAUACCGAGGACACCGAGGAAACGCCUAGAUGGGGUCACCUGUCCACUUUGGUGGAGUUCGCUCUGGAGCUGAAGAAGGCUUUGUCCAGCAUCAACGAGCAGAGCUUCAAUCACUUUGUCCUGAAGAUGGGCAUCAAUCACGGCCCGGUGACCGCCGGGGUGAUCGGCGCCAGGAAGCCUCAUUAUGACAUUUGGGGGAACACGGUGAACGUCGCCUCCAGGAUGGAGAGCACUGGGAAGGUCGGCUGCAUCCAGGUGACAGACGAGACCAGGAGGAUCCUGGAGCCGUUCGGCUUCGGGUUCGAGCAGCGCGGCCUGGUGUUCGUGAAGGGCAAGGGCCAGCUGCUGACGCACUACCUGGUCUCGAAGGACGGCGUGUCCUUGAACCUGGACAGCGACUUACCCGUGGAACCUACGCACCCGAUCAUCUACCAGUAGGCUACUACUCGAAGGCUCUAACAAAACAAAAACGUCAACGCAAGAAAUCUCUUCCUCGUUCAUCGAAGGAACACCAGCGUCGCGACGAAAUGUCCUCGCCGUUCCAGGCGAGCCCAGCGAAGUGAGAAUGGCACGCACAAGAUCACCGGACUCGAAUCAGCGAUCAGGACGGAGGUCGACGAAGAUCGGAGGACAGCGGAGCCAGGGACAGGCUGAGGGAUCCAGGGUAGCUCUGGAUCGAAGAUUCGAUCGGAUUCGCGAGGGGGGGGGGGGCGAUAGAAAUUUCGAGAACACGCGGAUCGAGGAUUCAUUGAAAGUAGAGGGGAUCGACGGCGAUCUGGACGCGGCUGGGACAGGAUUACCUAGAUCCGGGUGCCAGACGCGAUUUCCAUGGACGAUCGGUCGAAUUCGAUUCGAGGUUCAAUACAGUUCCUUUUUUCCGGCUGCGAGAAUUGUUCGGCACGCUUCCGGGACGCGAUUAUGGCAGUUCCGACGGGGGAGAACGAGCGACGCGACGGGGAGAAUCAUGGCCGCUGUUCGUUGUUGAACGUCGGAGGAAACGAGAUCGAGCGAACCGUGUUCAACGGAGACGAAGUACAGGGUACAAAUUGAGGAUUAAGUAGGCUUAGGGAUCGAUCGGACGGGAGAGCUCUCGGAUCCAGUGUGGGGGUUGCCGGGAGCGAUCGACGGGGAAAACGUUCUUCGAACUAAUUCAACUAAUUUACUAAUUUUAUCGGCGACCCGGGCGUCGCGCGUUGUCUUAACUAGGAUUAGGUCUUUAAAAGUGUCCUAUUUUACAUAGAGAACGGGACGAGAGCAUGGCGGACGGCGGCGCGAAUCGCGCGACACGGACAGAAAGCAGCGAGACGCUGUCGAUUUCCACGAGAAAACGGCCGCGUAGAACCGUGAUCGAUGGAUCGUCGGGGCUGUCUUUCGGAUCAUCGCACCUGGGCUCGCGAGUUUUUAAUCGAUCCGUGGCUGGCUUUCGAGCACCCUUCGCCGCGCAGACCGAAUGUUCGACGAUAUUCUCGUUAGGAACUGCUCGAACGUUCCGAACAAUAAAUUUUAGGGUUAUCGAGCCUGCGGAUUUGAACAAAUACACUGUCCAGUUUGUGCCCUAAA
Megalopta genalis is the source of this 4668-nucleotide messenger RNA. It is a transcript of the gene Ac3, whose product is annotated as adenylate cyclase 3. Gene Ontology annotation, molecular function: adenylate cyclase activity. Gene Ontology annotation, cellular component: plasma membrane. NCBI's taxonomy places the organism in Eukaryota, Metazoa, Arthropoda, Insecta, Hymenoptera, Halictidae. Gene Ontology annotation, biological process: cAMP biosynthetic process; adenylate cyclase-activating G protein-coupled receptor signaling pathway; intracellular signal transduction. The record is from RefSeq and is a predicted model, not a curated record.